CUCCAAGGCGAUGACUAUUUUGAACGAAAUACAUAUUUACUUUCUGUUUCAUAAAAAUAUAAAUAUUGAAUCUUAUUCAUACAAUCUUACUUAAUAUAAAUCCACUAUUUAAAAAAGGUAUAACUGGUAACAGUGUAACUUAUCACUCAAGCUCAGAAAUAUGGUGUUCUUACACCAUGAAUGAACAGCAGUCUGUUUUUAUGGUCAGUGAGCUUUCAAUAAAGAAUUUCCUUUAUUCUCCUUCCCUUAGACAUUUUCUAUUGUUGACAUAGGAAACCUAUCGUUUGUUCUCUAAUUAGAACAGGAUUCCUUUUUGGAGCUUUUUCUAUCUAAAGUUCGAUAUCUUUUUAACACACCUGUUUUUUUGCCAAAUUCUCCCUUUAACGCUUUACAAUAUGUCAGGUCCUUCUCCAUCUAGGGAGUAUAUCAAUGAAAAUGUUACUCCAGUUCUUUUGGAGGGAAUGAAAAUUCUUGCUCGAGAUAGGCCUGAAAAUCCUCUCCAAGUACUGGGCCAUUACUUGUUAGAAGCAAGCCAAAAUCAACAACAGAGAAAACAGUCUGGAUCAACGACCUCCGAAUUCCAGUCUCAGCAACCGGUUCAACACAUGAAUCAUAUGAAUUCGACGUCUACUCUAAAUUCGAAUUCCCAAUUUCCUUCUACGACGGAUGCUUCGCAACAUAUUCCUCCCACUGGAGACACGUCAUCAGGUCCUUAAAAGUUUUAAUUGUUGUCCAUUCUUAGAAUUGAAGGAUUCCUUUGGAGAAUGUGAUCAUAAAUUGGGUCAGAUCCAAUUUAGCAGAACUUCCUAACACUUUUGAAAAGUAUCCAACGAAUCUAUCAUGUACAACACCGGGGAUUUGAGUCGUUAACAUAAAAAUGAUCUUUUACUUUUAACCUUUGUUUUUGGACCCUUGAAUGUCUUUCUCCACCGUUUUCAUUAUGAGAAGUACUUGAAUGAGAUAUGGGGUGUAAUUACAAAUUAACACUGGGAGGCCCAAAAGACUCCCUAUAAUUCACGUCGAUUCUCAUAUGUACGAUUUGCAUUCAAACUAAAAAUUUCCCACAUUCAAAAGGAUCGUAAAGUCUUAUAAAUGACCUUGAUAAUAUUGGUUACUCUUAAGAGCAAAACCGUUGUUAAGACACAGUUAAUAUGGAUAAAAGGACGACUUAACUAACCCCUGAUAUCUGCAUAUACGCCUUAGACUAUAAAGAAGGAUUGCUGCUAGCUUCAAAUACUUUCUUUAUAUAUAUAAUUGCAUCACAUUUGAUGAACUUGUUUAUUGUAAUACUACUUUUGAGCCUAGUGUCAGGUUGUUGAUAUUUGUAUAUUUUGCUUUCCCUAU
Schizosaccharomyces octosporus yFS286 is the source of this 1344-nucleotide messenger RNA. RefSeq names its product dpy-30 domain-containing protein Sdc1. The transcript has 2 exons. The record is from RefSeq and is a predicted model, not a curated record. The coding region runs from base 396 to 716 and encodes 106 amino acids. Lineage: Eukaryota; Fungi; Ascomycota; Schizosaccharomycetes; Schizosaccharomycetales; Schizosaccharomycetaceae.